Messenger RNA from Venustampulla echinocandica, 327 nucleotides. RefSeq lists its product as uncharacterized. Gene Ontology annotation, cellular component: mitochondrion. The record is from RefSeq and is a predicted model, not a curated record. Bases 1 to 327 code for a protein of 108 amino acids. Lineage: Eukaryota; Fungi; Ascomycota; Leotiomycetes; Helotiales; Pleuroascaceae. The transcript has 4 exons.
AUGGCUGUGCCACGCUCAAGGAUAUUGGACCUGAUGAAGGCCCAAUGCCGGAUCUUCUCGCAUACCUUCAAUCCCGAGGGACUUCGACUCGGGAACAAAGUUCUACGUCAACGAUUAAAGGGCCCUGCCUUGGCCUCAUAUUAUCCGCGGAAGAUGGCAACGUUCAAGGACCUGCAGAAAGUUUACGGGCCUGAGUUUGAGACAUACGAUGAAGCGGAAGAGGACCGAUUGGAAAAGAUCAAGAUUCUUAAGGCAAGAGGGAAGGGUGCGCCAAAAAAGAAGAGGACAGCGGCGGACUCGAAGAAGUUCAAGCACAAGAAGAACUAG